Messenger RNA from Agrilus planipennis (emerald ash borer), 4128 nucleotides. Its product is annotated as cadherin-86C-like. The transcript is spliced from 3 exons. Bases 92 to 3739 code for a protein of 1215 amino acids. Gene Ontology annotation, cellular component: catenin complex; plasma membrane. Lineage: Eukaryota; Metazoa; Arthropoda; Insecta; Coleoptera; Buprestidae. Gene Ontology annotation, biological process: homophilic cell-cell adhesion. Gene Ontology annotation, molecular function: calcium ion binding; cadherin binding. The record is from RefSeq and is a predicted model, not a curated record.
GGGAGUUUUCUACGACUUUGUGAUAGUGGUGAGGAAUCCUAGUGGGCAAACGGCUAGGAUGCGUUGCUCCUUUAGGUAAGAUGAAGGAUUGAUGAAGCUUUAUAUUAGGUGGAAGACAAAAUUAUUAACUGUAAUUGUUAGGGCAACGAAUGCCACAACACCCUUUGGUGAAAUAUUCCCGGGAGCGCCAUCCCUACUAACUAUAUCCGAAUCAGCUCCAAGGAAUACCGAAUUGGGGACUCUGAUCGCAAAGGGAGAUAAAACCAAAGAAAGGCCAGUCCUUUUGGAAGUGUGGGGAUCCCCCAAAUUCACUCUGCGUCAAAGAAUCGUACAAGAGAGAAGCUCAGAAGGGACUUUACUUCUUUCAGGUCAAUUGGAUUACGAAACCACUAAUUUAUACUAUCUUUCCAUAUUGGCAAAUGAUGUUUGGACUGAACCGGGAAACGACACAAGAAACAUUGUAGGAUGGCCAUUAGUAGUAGCCGUUUUGGAUGAACAAGACACUCCACCGGUCUUUACCCUGGCACCCCCUGUGACCGAACUGCAUUCUGACCUUCACCCGGGAGACCUAGUUAUGAAAGUACGCGCAGAAGAUGGAGAUCGGGGAAAUCCGAGGGAUAUCCGGUAUGGAUUACUUCCAGAAGAAAAUCCGUUUGCUUCCUUUUUCGUUUUAUCGGAAAAUGCAGGUGAGCUACGUUUAGCUCGACCGCUGGUCGAACUUCAAGCCCGAACCGACGGUCAGUCUCCAAUAGUUCUUUCCAUUAUUGCUGAAGAAAUACGCACAAACGCUAAGGAACCCGCUGCUCAAUCAACAACUGUUAAAGUUGCCCUAAUUCCUCCCCCUCCGGUCUGGGAUAUCCCACAUUUCAGCAAUUCCCGCUUUACGACCAGAUUGGAGGAAAACUCUCCACCUGGAACCAGCCUCAAUCUUUCUUCUAUCGAACUUAUAGUUCAGCCAGGGGAAGUCCUCACUCUCGAGUUGGAUAACAAUAACGGGACAUUCGAAGUCACCCCUUCGGUUAUCGAGAAUCGAUCCAAAUUUAACAUCGUCGUUCGCGAUAAUCACCUGUUGGAUUAUGAGUCCAGAAGAUCGGUCGAAUGUGUGAUAGUUGCCAGAGAGUUUAAGACGGGGAAUCACUCAGUUUCAGCGAAAUUGGUGAUAUUCCUGGUGGAUGUUAAUGACAAUCCGCCGGUGUUUGACGAAGCAGAAUACAAAGCGGAAGUGGUAGAGAAUGCGGAUGUCGGAACAACAGUUAUUCACGUUCGUGCAACUGAUGUGGAUACUGGAUUGGGCGGGACAGUUAGAUACGUAGAAUUGUUAGGUCCCGGAAGCGAAUUCUUCCGAUUGGAUCCAACUUCCGGACUUGUAUCUGUUGCCGAUUCUAAAGGUCUCGAUGCCGAACGUACCGAGUUCUUUAUUUUCACAGUUGAAGCAGCUGAUGAAGACGGUGAAGGUCUAAAAGCAACCACUCAGCUGUCUUUACAUUUAUUAGAUGUAAACGAUGAAAUUCCAAAAUUUGAGAAAGAACUCUACGAAUUCAUAGUCGACACCCAAAAGCAACGUUUCACUUCGACGGCAUUCAUAAAAGCUGUAGAUUUAGACGUGACCUCCCCUAACAACGAAGUGCAUUAUGAACUUAUUCCCUCAAGUGAUAACGUUACCCUAGACUCCAACACGGGCGAAUUAACACUAAGGGGAUCUUGGGGUACAACUGAGCUGGUGGUUCUAAAAGCCAGGGCUUACGAUGGAGGAGUUCCAAGACUGUGGAGCGAUACUGAGGUCAGGAUUUAUCCCCCUGACAGUAGAACAUACCCUGUGACAUUCAUUGUUCCUGGAAUAAAUCAAAACCCCGAAAGUAUCGAACAAAAGUUGAGAACUCUAACUGGGGGGGAUGUUGCAAUAAAAGACAUCCAACCUUAUACAGACUAUAACACGAACGAUAGAUCUAAAAAGAGUCUUGUUACUGCCUCUAUAAGGUACCCCGCAAACGCCUUUGUGGAUAUUGAUCGAAUUCAAAGACUUUUUUCUCGAACAGUCAACGAGAAAGAUGUCGAAAUUCAAAGAGCUGGAGCAUCAGAUAACUUGUGGUGGUUGUUUCUGAUUCUGACUUUGCUAUUGUUGCUCGCAAUCGUUCUUCUCUUGUGCUGUUUUUGCGAGCCCUGUCCACUGUACGUUCCGCCAAACAAACGAAAAAUUGUUGCCUCCGAAACCGUCCAAAAAAACGUGCAAGACGCGGGAAAUGGAAACGAAAACAAAUCAGUCCAAGUAGCUGAAUGGUUUGGAAGAAGAGAAGCGUGGUCUCCAGAAGGUGUUAUAGUCGAUAACGAAGUGGAUUCCCUGAGACGUCACGAAAUGGAGCGGGGCUCCGACAGGGACCUCAGAAGAAAAGUGGCACACAAAAGGGAAUCAUUGGAUAGGGACCAUCUUUAUAUUCGUGAAGGUAACGCUGACAUAUUGAGAUUGAUAACCAGAGGGGGUGAACAACAAGCCCAAAGACAAUACUUCGUAGACAAUCAAAAUAAUUUAGUUGAUAGCGGUAAAGAUAUUCUUCUAAAGAGAUUUAUGGAUCAACAAGGAACUUCCCAUCAAGUGAAGGUUGGAACGUUGCCCCAUGAAUCCCACAGGGCGUACGAAGGCCAAGAAAACUUGGAAGCUGUCCUGAGACAGCAGAAUAGUCUCUUGAGGCAAAUAAUCCUAGAAAGAGAACGGGAAGUUCGCUUAGAGACCCAGUCUCUGCCAGCUGGAACUCAAACUGACAGGAAUGCUGGAACGCAAACAGAGGAACUGUAUAUAUUACGUCCUCCUCAAAGAAAAAUUUACUCAGAUAACGACGCCAGUGAUGGCAGUGAAGCAGAAGAGGAAAUUCUUUUGACCAGGCUACGGGGUAGGAAAAAGAAGGAGAGAAGACGUCGUGCAUUGGAGAUUAGAAGAAAAAUUACAACUCCAAUACGUGAAGAAUCUGAAGAGUAUAUUGAACCAAUUGAAGCACAAGGGGUGUUCAGAAGCACUGACAAUUUGAGAGGGAGGGUUUUGAAAGAGAUUCUUCUAAAUGGGAUAUCCAGGACGGACGUUUCAAAGUUGGGAAUCAACAAGGAAAUUCUAACUGAAAUAUUCAAUUCGUUGGACGCAAGCGAAUCUACUGAAAAGGAUCAAUCGCAGCAGAAAAGGAAUAGAAAGGAUAAUGGCGAAUACUCCAGUGAUAGUUUGGAAGAAGGAGACCACCGUCCAAGGAAGAGCAAAAUCAGAUUUUCUAAGCAGGCUCAAAAAUACAGAUCUGAGACAGAUCUAUCGAAAAUGUCCGAAGCCAAAUCGCAGUUGAAAGCGAAAUCUCAAAGUAAUUUAGAUUUAUCGGAGGAAAAGGUGAAAACCAAAAGUAAAAGGGGAGCCUCCAGGUAUAUGGAAUGGUACAAUAAGUCGAAAAGGCCGGGCAUCACCAGAAAUAAGGAAGAAGACUCCAAGUCUGUGAAAGUGGUGGAUCCACUACUAAAACAAGCAAAACCGAAGGGUGGGAUUUCAGAAUCUUCUGGAACCAGUUCGAGUAAGAGUUCCAGGAAGCAAAGACAUCCUUUAAUUCAACAUUCAGAACAUCGUUUCGAACCGAGGAGAAAUGAUGAAGAUGUAGAUUCUGGAAUUGUUCUUGCAAAGCCUCCAAUUACUCAAAGGAAAAGCAUAUUUUCUAUAGCUUAUGAGGACAUAGGAACGAAACAAUUACUGCCUGAUAGUAGUACCCCAACUUGAAAUUUAUUAAAUUUUUUAAAAACAUACCUAUCUCCAUUUUGAUUUCUUUUUCAUUGUACAAGUAUACAGUAUGUAUAACAUUUGUUAAGCAUUACAACGAAAACAUUUUUAUACCAAUAACUGUAAGUCUAAUAAGUUAAAAUAAAGAAUUCACAUUUGUUUAAAAUUAUUUCUUCAUUUGUGACACACUGUAUUUAAUGUAAUUGUAAGCAGGUAUGUGAAAUAUGACGUAACUAUGGUUUGUUUUGAUUGCACACCUUUAAUUAAAUAGACGUCAUGAUGCAACCUACAACAAGGAAAUCAAUAUACAAUCAAAACAGUGCAUUAAUAUAGGAUAAACAAUUUAAUAAAUUGUUAUAAUUAGUGAAAAGGUGCAGCAAUAAUAACUG